CCCAACUAGGCUUUUGUUAAUUGGUUUUUGUUACACAACAAUUUAAGGAGGGUUUUGCGAGAAUCUUGCACUGACUAAAAAAGAUGGUUAUUUUCAAAGACCAUCAAAGGGUUGUUCCAUGGACUCGCUAAAUUUAACCAGCCAACCAGCCUGUCUGUUAACUUAAAUUGAUGGACAACAACUGCAUGUAGUUAACAAGCAUAUGAAUUUUUCUGUUUCAGACCCCUUUGACAGCCUCAGUUUAGUUGCAUAUUUCUCAAAAAGUUAAUUUUCAUGUCCAUCUCUCCUAUUCAGUUUCUUGGUAUGAGAUUUUCUCAAUGCCAUUACAAUUUUCAACACCUUCAACCACCUUUGAAAUCUUGUUCUGCUUCAACUUUUUUGACAGUGUUCAAGGAACAAUCCUUGACCCAAUGUAACAGAAACAUCUUUUCCCUACUUAUUAAUGGCCAAACCAUUACGUUUCAACCAUGUAUUAGUUACAGAAGCCAGAUUUUACAGGCAUUUCCUUUUCAAGAAAAUAUGAAAAUAUCAUACUUGUUGUCUUGAAAUGUCAAGGGGAUCUCAACAUCAACAUUUGCAAUUAAUCUGAAUCCAGAGUUUUUCUGGAAUUAAAAGGGAUUCAGAGAAGAAAUAUCAAUUCAUCAGGUUCUCUGGAAUUAAAUCUUUAUCAGUAAGGUGAGAAGCCAACUUCCUUAAACAGCUGGGCUAACCCUUAAGGUUAGUACUCGUACUCGAAAAUGCACGACCCAUUUCAAAUCUCAAAAUCGCCACCCUCGAUAGAGAAACAACCUGAGGAUCAGCCAACAAAUAAAGCUCCCCAUAGCUCUGUCACCUUAAUAUACGAAGCCAAUGUAGCAGAAUUCAACCGCAAUGUAAUAGUAACAUGGAACAAAAGCCUCAUCAAUUAUUCUCUCACCAUUAGCGUCGAAAACCUUUCAAAUGAAAACCAUUACACCUGCAAGAUCGAUUUAAAAACAUGGCAAUUCUGGGGUAGAAAGGGUUUAAAAUCCUUCCCAGUAGAUGGUGGAAAAGUAGAUGUUUACUGGGAUUUUCGGCGCGCAAAAUUCUCGAGCAACCCAGAGCCCUCCUCGGAUUACUAUGUGGCUCUUGUAUAUGAAGAAGAAGUGGUGUUAAUGCUUGGAGAUUCGAAGAAAGAUGCUUACAGAAGAACUAAAAAAAGACCAUCCAUGUUUGAACCUAUCUUGUUGUGCAAGAAAGAAAAUGUUUAUGGUAAGAAAAUAUUUUGCACCAAAGCAAUGCUGCAUCUCGGAAAUGAAGAACACAGAGAACAUGAUAUUGUCAUUGAAAUGUCAUCUGGGCUUGGUGAUCCUGAGCUAUGGAUUAGCAUCGACAGCUUCGAGGUAACUCAUGUUAAGAAUUUGCAUUGGAGAUUUAGGGGAAAUGAGAAAGUGAUCAUGAACAACGUGGUGAUAGACAUUUUCUGGGACGUGCACGACUGGCUGUUUGGUAGCCCUGCAUCUCAAACCUCAGGGCACGGUUUGUUUAUUUUCAAACCCGGAGAAUUAGACUACCAACCUGACUCUGAUACCAAUAGAAAUAGAAAUACCAAUAGAAAUAGAAAUACCAGUAGAAAUGGAAACAAUGUACUCUUUGAAGAUAAGUUGGGUCUUGGGUAUGACUCAUCAUCAGAAAUCUGGACACCCAGUUCAGGAUUUUUCCAUGUCGUCUACGCUUGGAAAUUAGAAUAA
Ricinus communis (castor bean) is the source of this 1709-nucleotide messenger RNA. RefSeq lists its product as uncharacterized. The record is from RefSeq and is a predicted model, not a curated record. NCBI's taxonomy places the organism in Eukaryota, Viridiplantae, Streptophyta, Magnoliopsida, Malpighiales, Euphorbiaceae. Bases 738 to 1709 code for a protein of 323 amino acids. The transcript has a single exon.